Messenger RNA from Phytophthora infestans T30-4, 741 nucleotides. Its product is annotated as ribokinase, putative. Gene Ontology annotation, molecular function: kinase activity. Lineage: Eukaryota; Oomycota; Peronosporomycetes; Peronosporales; Peronosporaceae. The coding region runs from base 1 to 741 and encodes 246 amino acids. The record is from RefSeq and is a predicted model, not a curated record. The transcript is spliced from 3 exons.
AUGACGCAGAUUCGCCGCCACAUCCUCGUCGUCGGCUCGGUAGGAGCAGAUAUCGUGGUGGAAGUGAACCGUAUGCCAGCUCGCGGUGAGACGUUAUCUGCCAGCAAGCCCGACACGGGUAACGUUUACCCCGGUGGCAAAGGCGACAACCAAGCCGCUACAAUUGCCAAGCUUAUUGGACCCGAUCACCCGACCUUAAUCGCUAAGAUGGCUUGCCAUGGGGCUAACUCGGCUUGGCCAGAGGAGCUUCCAACUGCCUUGAUCGACGCCAUCAAGAAUGCGGCCAUUGUGCUCGUUCAAUGCGAAAUCCCUGUUCGCAGGAAUGUUCUUCCCUUGCUGACUUUCGUGUGCCCGAACGAAACGGAGCUCGCACGCCUAACGACACGUGGAGUGAAUAAUGUCGAGGAUGCAAUUGAAGCCUCCCGAUUCCUACAGGACCAAGGCGCAAAGGAUGUGUUGGUGACACUCGGAUCGGAUGGAUCCGUAUUCGUCCCUGCUGAUGGAUCAAAGGUGCUUCGACAAAGUGCAUUUAAGGUUGACAAUGUGGUGGAUACAACAGGUGCUGGCGACUGCUACCGUGGGGCAUUUGUAGUUGCGUUUGCUGAGGGUCGUGCGUUGCAGGACUGCAUGCUUCGGGCUUCUGCUGCGAGUGCCUUGUGUGUGCAGCAUGCUGGUGCGUUACCUAGUUUACCAUUGACUGAUGAGGUUGUAGCAUUUCUCAAGGUGAAUGGGUUAGAGUAG